Molecule: messenger RNA, 2439 nt
Organism: Diutina rugosa
Lineage: Eukaryota; Fungi; Ascomycota; Pichiomycetes; Serinales; Debaryomycetaceae
Gene: APL4
Product: Apl4p
Exons: 1
Coding region: 1-2439 (812 amino acids)
Biological process (GO): Golgi to vacuole transport; intracellular protein transport; receptor-mediated endocytosis
Cellular component (GO): membrane coat; AP-1 adaptor complex; Golgi apparatus
Molecular function (GO): clathrin-cargo adaptor activity
Source: RefSeq, a predicted model, not a curated record
AUGGGUCUGUUGAAGCUGUUCAUCAAGGCGGUCCGCAAGUCGAAGACUAUCGCCGACGAGCGGGCGGCCAUCCAGAAGGAACUGGCAAAGAUCCGGACACUGUUCCGGGACCCGCAACUCGACACCUCCACCCGUCGCACCAACAUUGCCAAGCUCAUGUAUUUGUAUAUCUUGGGCGAAAAGACCCAUUUCGGUCAAGUGGAAUGUAUCAAGUUGUUGGCGUCGCAACUGUUUGCUGACAAGCGGUUGGGUUACCUUGCUACCAUGUUGAUUUUGGACGAGAACCAGGAAGUGUUGACCCUUUUGACCAACUCACUUGACAACGACAUGCAGCACCCCAAUGCCUACAUCGUGGGUCUCGCUCUUUGCUGCUUGGGUAACAUUGCCCUGCCAGAGUUGGCCCGGGACCUUCACGCCAACGUUGAGGCUAUUUUGGAGAAACUGACCAACGUCUACCUCAAAAAGAAGGCCGCCAUCGUCGCCGCGAAACUUAUAGAAAAGGAACCGGAACUCUGUGAAUAUUUCUUGCCUCGGGUAAGCUCACUCUUGUCUGAUAAACUGCCAGGGGUGUUGUUGGGGGGCCUUGUGCUUGUCCAAGCCAUCCACAAUCAUAGUGACGACGACGCUCACCGCCGGGAGCUUGCGGCGCAAUUCCCCAAGAUUGUUGGUCACCUUAAACGGGUGCUGGCACUGGGGUUCAUGCCUGAUUACGAUGUCAGCGGUGUUCCUGACCCUUUCCUUCAGGUGACGCUCUUACAAACAUUACGCGUCCUAGUCGUCAAUCAAACUCAAUAUAUGGAUGACAUCAACGAUUUGCUCACCCAGGUGGCGUCAACGUUGGAACUGCUGCUGAAGAACCUGGCCCACGCCGUGUUGUACGAAUGUGUCAAGACAAUUUUCGCCAUUGAUCUGGAUCCUGCACUCAAGAUAUUGGGGGUCAACUUAUUGGGUAAGUUUUUGGCCACUCGUGAUAACAAUUGCCGCUAUGUCGCUCUCGAUACCUUGCUCACCGUCAUCCAUACCGAACCCCAAGCCGUUCAGCGUCAUCGUCUGACUAUCGUCGGCUGUUUGAGCGAUGGCGAUAUCUCCAUUCGUCGUCGUGCCCUAGAACUUACGUUCGCCAUUCUCAACGAACAAAACAUACGGGUGUUGGCUCGGGAGAUCUUAGUAUUCUUGGAAGAAUGCACCGACUCCGAACUCUGUACUUACAUUACAUCACAACUUACCAUUGCCGCCGCAAAGUUUGCCCCCAAUGAGAAGUGGCACUUUGACACGCUCAUUCGCAUGCUCAAAUUGGCAGGAAACAAUGUCACCAGUGACAUUUUAUCACUGAUUUUGGCAUUGAUCUUGCAAUGCUCCGACGCGAAGCUCAAAGAAUAUGUGGUGGGAAAGAUUUGGGCUACAGCGGUUGCCGAUCCCAAACAAUAUGGUGUGGCAGUUGUGGCAUUAUGGACAAUCGGUGAAUAUGCUGACUUAGUGAUCGGUAAAACGGUUGGUAAGAGUGAAGAUGAGGACAAGACCAAGUCGGUAGUGGUUUCGGAAAAGCUGAUUGUUGACUUCUUCCAUACUAUCCUUACCAAUCUGACAUACUCAGAAACCGAGAAGACUCAGCUUGUUCUUUACAUCCUCACUGCCGUGAUUAAGUUGUCAGUCAAGUUCCGUGAUCUGGCUCAGGUGGAAGAGUUACGGAGAAUCCUCAACUCAAAGCAGCACGAUGUCAACUUUGAGAUACAACAGCGUGCUGUUGAGUACGAACAAGUGUUUGGCCAGCCAAUGAAUCUCAAGCAAGGGUUGUUGGCGAAGAUGCCUGCUCCUCCAGUGAAGACGCGUGAGGCUGUUUCGCUUAAUCAGACUGGACCUAAAAAGAAUCGCCAGCUGAUCGUGUCUCGUCCACUGGGCCCGACUACCACCGAAGAUCUCUUGCUUGAUUUAAUUGACCACGGAUCCACGCCCAACAACGCUCCUCAGGCAGUGCUGGCGGCACCUGUAACGCUGACGGACUUGUUAACGGACAUCUUCGGUUCGACAACCAUACUGCUGCCUCCUGUGCCUCCUAAGCCUGUUAACAAACCUGUGCCUGCUGCGCAUUCGAUUAAUAAUGAUGUUGCUGCAAUUCCCGCUUUCUCUAAUGAAACUCUUCAGGUAUCGUUUGUGCCGAGAAAGUUCGGUGGAGGUCAAGCUGACAUUGACGCAUUGGUACAACUAAAUCCUACCACUUUGGACUCGGUCGGCAAGGUACAACUUCUCAUUGCUGUGCCCAAAUCUCAAAAACUUGUAAUCUCCCUGACUCUGGGUGACAGGUUACCUAUGCGCCAAACGCUCAAGUUGACGGGUAAAGAGGGGUCCAACGUGAAGUUGCGAGUAAAAUUGAAGUACGAGGCUAAUGGAGCCCCUCGUGAAAACCAAUUUGACUUUGCUGGGUUUGGUAAGAAUUUGUAG